AUGAAUGCUUAUCAACUUUUUAAAGACAUUCCAGAUGAAACAACAGCUGUGAAAUACCUUCAAAAACGCGGCUUAAUUCCUAAAACAAAGGAAUGCGAAAAUGGCCAUGAAAUAAAACUUUCUUUCGGCGCAGAGGUUGAUGAAACCCUCUUUGCCAGAAGGAAGAAUGCUGGGACAGCAGUGGUGCUUUGGAGAAAUUUGCAGGGAGACCAAAAAGUGUUUCGUGGAUUCUGUGGCAAAAAAGACUUCAAAAACGUUGAUGGAGGUGCUAAAGAGAAUGGUUCACCCAGAAACCCUUAUUAUCUCGGAUAUGUGGAGGGAAUAAUCUCAAAUAGGUGCUUUUGGGUAUGA
Strongyloides ratti is the source of this 351-nucleotide messenger RNA. RefSeq lists its product as hypothetical. Lineage: Eukaryota; Metazoa; Nematoda; Chromadorea; Rhabditida; Strongyloididae. The coding region runs from base 1 to 351 and encodes 116 amino acids. The transcript has 2 exons. The record is from RefSeq and is a predicted model, not a curated record.